Molecule: messenger RNA, 566 nt
Organism: Closterium sp. Naga37s-1
Lineage: Eukaryota; Viridiplantae; Streptophyta; Zygnematophyceae; Desmidiales; Closteriaceae
Source: the annotation of a GenBank genome assembly
UGGCUGCGAAGACCGAGAAGGAUGUGACUCAGCUUCAGAUCGGCGUCAAGUUUAAGCCCAAAGAUUGUCCGCGCAAGGCCAAGAAUCUCGAUACUGUCAAGGUCCAUUACAAGGGCAUGCUCACGGAUGGCACCAAAUUCGACUCCAGCUACGACCGCAAUGACCCCUUCGAGUUUCGCCUUGGCAUGGGCAACGUGAUCAAAGGGUGGGAUAUUGGCAUCCUCGGCAUGUGCAUUGGCGAGAAGCGCAAGCUCAAAAUCCCGCCCCACAUGGGCUAUGGCGAGAACGGCUCUCCUCCCAAGAUUCCAGGUGGAGCGACGCUCAUCUUUGAGACGGAGCUGGUGGACAUAGUGGAUGUGCAGGAGGAGGAGGUGAUGGCAACGCUCAUCUUUGAGACGGAGCUGGUGGACAUAGUGGAUGUGCCGGAGGAGGAGGAGCCGGAGGAUGAGGACUUCAAUGAUGAGGACAUUGACGACACGGACCCCCAGGGGGAGGAGGAUGAUGAUGACGAGGACUUUGAUGAAGAUGAUGAGUUUUACAAGAGAGAUGAUGAUCGCGAGUUGUGA